AUGGAGGCCCUUUUCACAAAAGAGGAAAUGAACAAGUUCAUAUCUGGCGGUGCUGCUGGAGCGGUAGCUAAAUGUGUUAUAGCUCCACUAGAUCGUGUCAAAGUGUUAUUCCAAGCUACUACACGAAGAUUUACUGUCAAUAAUGCCUUGCUUGAAAUGAUUAGAAUUUCCAGAGAGGAAGGCAUUAGAGCUUUUUGGAAAGGAAAUUAUGCGAUGAUGCUUCGAAUAAUUCCUUAUUCCGCAAUAGUAAUUUCUAAUUAGCAAUUCACAACAUAUGACUACUACAAAAAACAAAUUUUUGAAUCUGACAGAAGCUUCUCAAAAACAAAAUUAAUGCUCUUUAAUUUCAUGCCAGGUGCUUUGGCAGGCGCAACUGCAGUUUUAAUGACUUAUCCUUUUGAAGUCACAAGAACUCGCCUUGCCAUCCAAACGACUUCACAAGUUUACAAAGGAGUCUCGCAUGCUUUUUGGACUAUUGGCAAGGCUGAAGGCAUGAAAGGUCUUUUCAACGGGUUUUACCCUACCAUUUGUGGAAUUGCCAUAUACAGCGGGGUUUCGUUUUCGUUGUAUUUUACUUCCAAAGAAGUAAUCGGCCACAGUGGGAAUUUGGAGCAUUUUCUGUUUGGAGCUGCUGCAGGAAUAAUUGGCCAGCUUUCUGCAUAUCCAUUUGAUGUUGUCAGAAAGCGUAUGCAAGCUCAUGGCUUUAUAGAAAAAGUCUCAAGCUUUAGAGCUACACACAAUGAAGAAGAGCUUAAAAGCAUGCUGAGCUAUUGGAAAAUGAUAGUCAGGGGAGAAGGACUUCGAGGACUUUUCAAAGGGUUCUCCAUGAAUAUCGUCAAGUCUCCAAUAGCCUCAGGCAUUGUACAUACUACAAAUGAGGUGAUGAACCACUAUUUCGAAGAUUACUCAGAAAAAGAGAAAUCAUACUUAUAA
Blepharisma stoltei is the source of this 933-nucleotide messenger RNA. Lineage: Eukaryota; Ciliophora; Heterotrichea; Heterotrichida; Blepharismidae. The record is from the annotation of a GenBank genome assembly.